Dovyalis caffra is the source of this 1470-nucleotide messenger RNA. The record is from the annotation of a GenBank genome assembly. NCBI's taxonomy places the organism in Eukaryota, Viridiplantae, Streptophyta, Magnoliopsida, Malpighiales, Salicaceae.
AUGUCUGACUCAGUAGCCGAGACUGAAAGCUAUAUCAGCGAUUCCUCUAUUCCUACUUUUAUGUUAGAUUACUUUGACACCUAUGAAAGAUUGACGGAUAUAAUAAAGGAAAUUGAGACUAGCUCGGAUGUUCUCCGAACAGCACGAGCUGUUCGACUUACAUAUCGCUUGAGGAAGAAGCUGACGUCACAAUGUAUAAUAAAAAAUGUUCUGGAUUUUGCUGUUCCGAAGAAUUCUAUGCUGAAUGCUGGACUAUCUGCAUAUCUUUCUCCCGAAGCAACCAUACAAAGUCAGGAUGAUGAGGAGGAUGGGGAAGAUGAUAUUGCAGCAUCUGUUCUUGCACUUCAUGCUGUAGAAUUUCCGCCAGAGCUCGAGUUUUACUGUUACUUUCUCGUGCUGAUAUUUCUGAUUGAUCAGGGAAAAGAUCUUGAGGCUAAAGAUUGUUCCACCGAUGGCCUUUAUCGAUUGAUGACCAUGGGCCUAAACGGACUAGAGCUUGCAACUGUUGGUGUGCUAGCACAUAGGUUGUACUUCUAUUUCUCGUAUACCCAUGAGGUCUUGGAUGUUGAUCUAGCUGAAAUUCGUUGGUGCCUCUUUAAGUUGCAUCACAUUGCCAUUAUGGUCCAUGAUGAGCUGGGACAGGAAACACUGAUCAAUCUGUUGCUUCGUAAUUACCUGCAUUACAAGCUAUAUGACCAAGCAUGGAAGUUGAUGUCAAUGGCACCAAAUUCUCAACCACGCUCAACUCAGCAGCUUUGUCGAUACUUGUUUUAUCGUGGAAAGAUUCGGACAAUUCAACUGGAGUAUACUGAUGCAAAAGAGAGUUUACUGCAAGCUGCUCAGAUAGUUCCUGUUUCAGCUCGUGGCUUUCUAAUUCAAUGUAACAAGUGGGCUGUCCUAGUUCGUUUACUGUUGGGAGAAAUACCUGAGAGGACAAUCUUUAUUCGGAGUGGAAUGCAGGGGGCUUUGAGGCCAUACUUCGAGCUUACAAAUGCUGUACGAAUUGGUGACCUGGAGCUGUUUAGUAAUGUAGCAGAAAGGUUUGCUGGCAUUUUCAAAUCAGACAGAACAAACCAUGUGAUUUUUCGACUACGACAUAGUGUCAUCAUGGUUGGAUUGCGAAACAUCAGCAUCUCUUAUUCCCGCAUCUCACUUGCAGAUGUUGCCAAUAAAUUGAAGAUGCAUUCCACAACCCACGUUGCAGAUGUCGAAAGCAUCGUAGCAAAGGCCAUCCGAGAUGGAAUAAUUAACGCUAUAAUCGAUCAUGCAAAUGGUUGGUUGGUAUUGAAGAAGACUGAAGACAUUUACUCUACAGCCGAGCCACAGGCUGCCUUCACUUCGAGGAUUGCUUUCUGUCUUAACUUGCACAAUAAGGCUGUCCGGGCCUUGCGCUUACCAAAGAGGAGGAUAGUCCUGAGAAGAGGGAAAAAGCAAGUCAAGUACUGUAUGGAGAAUUACUUGAACAAUUAG